AUAACGCGCCAAUUAGGGACCAUGAGCCAGCUAUUCUUGAUCAAGAUGAAAGAAUUCAUGAAAGAAUUUUUAGACAAAUCUCGGGGUUUUUACGUAACAGGUUUUUUCACGGCAAUAGAGUUAACGCGCCAGUUAGGAACAAUGAGCCAGCUAUUCUUGAUCAAGACGAAAGAAUUCAUGAAAGAAACAAUUUUCGCGACAAUAGAGCUAAUAACGCGCCAGUUAGGGAAAAUGAGCCAGUUGUUCAUGAUCAAGAUGAAAGAAUUCAUGAAAGAAACAAUUUUCACGACAAUAGAGCUAAUAAUGCGCCAGUUAGGGAAAAUGAGCCAGUUGUUCAUGAUCAAGAUGAAAGAAUUCAUGAAAGAGCUAAUAACGCACUAGUUAGGGACAAUGAGCUAGCUGUUCUUGAUUACGAAAGAAUUUAUGAAAGAGCUGAUAACGCGCCAAUCAGGGAUAAUGAGCCAGCUGAUCUUGAUCAAGGCAAAGGAAUUUAUUUUGAUCUGUCCAAUAUAAAAUUCAUCGACGACGACGAGAAAGCUGACGAAGACGAGCCAUCCAUUAAUAACGGAGCGCGCGGGAGAGGUUGCAGAAACUGACGGCACUGAAGAAGAUCCAGCCCCGCGAUAUCCAGGCCAUUUUACAUCACAGAUAAACGAUGCGGUAACGUCUAUGAGCGAGGAUUCCACUGCAAGAGACGUGACGAAUGGCCAAAUUACAGUUCCUUUGGCGGACAAGGAAUUGAGCACGAAUGCCUUCUCUACGAAACUUUGCAACGAUAUGAUUCCUAAAGGAUUAACAAAAGAGGCAGCCUCUAUUGCAACAAAUAAUAAUUACUAAUUAUUAUGUUAAAAAUAUUGAUUAAUUUACUAUAAAUAUUUUUAAUACGAGAAACAAUUUUCGCGACAAUUGAGUUAAUAUCGAGCUAAGGGACAA
Molecule: messenger RNA, 933 nt
Organism: Camponotus floridanus (Florida carpenter ant)
Lineage: Eukaryota; Metazoa; Arthropoda; Insecta; Hymenoptera; Formicidae
Exons: 6
Coding region: 22-381 (119 amino acids)
Source: RefSeq, a predicted model, not a curated record